AUGUUCAAUGAAUUUAAAUCUUAUUUUGAUGGAAUCACACCAGGGCCAGAGAGGAUCUAUGUGUCUCGUGUUAUUCAUAAGGCAUUUGUGGAAGUUAAUGAAAAAGGCACUGAGGCGUCUGCUGCAAUAGGUGUGGUUAUGAUGUCCCCUACGGGACUGAUGAUGAAUCCCAUCUUCUGUGUUGAUCACCCAUUUUUGUUUAUGAUUUGCCAUAAGAAGUCAAAUGCAAUUUUGAUCAUAGGCCACAUGUUGAAGACACAAUCAAGCACUUAGCUAAGCAAUCCAUGACAAAGCAAAGAAGUCGUAAUAACACAGCCACUUACACUGGAUUUACUGUUAUUUUGUUUUAUUUUAUGCCACUUUUCUGUUGACCCAGACAAUUUUUCCAGGGUUUUUUUUUCUUAAUUUAUUGAGUGGACGGCGCGGAAAGUUGUGUUAUUUUUGACAUUUUAAGCUAAUCAAGAUGAUAACAAAACAAUUUAUUCUAUUUUAUUGUUUUCAAGCUUAGAAGACAGAUCUUAGUAAGAAAGCUUCUUAUACCGACAAUUUCUUUUGAUAUUUAUAGUUCAUGUUCCUGUUUUAAAAUUAUAGUAAGUAUCUGUUCAUGUUAAGAUUCGGAAUGAUUUUCAUUAUUGAUUAAUAUUCUAGUGUGAAGCAAGACUAAGUGAUUUCAGAAGCUGAACCAUUACACAUAUUUGUAAUAUGAUUCCUAGAAAUGAACAGAUUGCGGGAAGCAAUUAAUUGCCGCAAAAACUCAUGAAUUUUAAUUUGCGGUGGUAUCACAGGUAGCUCAAGCUCGAAAUAUGAUAGCCUGCGUAGCAAGCGUUUCUUCGCGAGGUUCGUCUAGAAAACCUUUUUUUUGCUUCCGCUCUUACUUUCGCGCAAUAACUCGAUUGGAAACGCUCGCAACGCAGGCUAGAAAUAUGAGCAUCGGCGAGCAUCGGCAUUGUUGCGUAACAUUCAAAAUAUAAGGAUUUGUAUGGGGAAAAAACCCUAUCGUUUCUGUAACCUACGAAAAUGAAAGGAUUUCAAUAAAAAAACAGCUUACCUUACAUAAAAUGUGUGUUACGUCUCUCCUGUGUGGUCCACGGGCCGAUUUAUGGCUUUAUAUAGACAGAAAACCGUUUAUAAAAAAACCGUAAAACGGCCAUAAAUCGGCCCGUGGACCACACAGGAGAGACGUAACACACAUUUUAAGUAAGGUAAGCUGUUUUCAUUGAAAUCCUUUCAUUUUCGUAGGUUACAGAAAUGAUAGGGUUUUUUCCCAUACCCUAUAUUUUGAAUGUUACGCAACAAUGCCGAUGCUCGCCGAUGCUCAUAUUUCGAGCUUGCGCUACCUGUUUGUAAAUAUGUUUUAAUUCUUUUAAAUAGACGAGGUUUUUCCUUUCAAAUGGACAUCAAAUCAACAAAAUUACUGACAAGUUCAUAUCCCGUCAUUUUCAAGGUUGACAUUCCGUCUUUUAGGAUUUGGGGCGAUUUUCAGCCAUUCUGUCUUUUAGGAUUUAGGGUGAUAUUCCACCAUUCCCCAAUUUACGUUAUAGUGUCGCCCCAUAGGCUCCAUGACGCGUGGCAUUAUGCAAAAGUGGCUUUGAUUGGUCGGCUUUAUCGAGUUUGCUUUUAAAACAUGUGUAGCAUAAUUGUCAGCAAACAUUUGACUUUAGGAAGACGUUUUACAAAAUGGAAGCUGUGAUUGAAGCAAACAAUAAAUUCACCGUAGACCUCCACAAAGCCCUCAAAAAUGAUCAGAACUUCACAAGCAAAAAUCUGUUUUACUCACCGAGUAGUUUGAGUAUUGCUCUGGCUAUGACUUACAUGGGAGCGAAGGGGGAUACAGCUGGACAGAUGGCACAAGCUCUACACUGGAAAGCGAUACCUCAAGAACAGCUACACAGUGAAGAAAAACAGUAUCUUCAUGCUCUUCAAGAAACAAACGAGCAAGGUAACGAAUUGUUGGUGGCAAAUCGACUGUUUGCGCAGAAGGGCUUUAGCUUGGUGCAUGAGUUCGUUGAGGGCACGCAGAAGUAUUACAAAGCCGAAAUAGCCAUGGUAGACUACCAGAAGGAUGCUGAAGGCGCAAGGAAAGAGGUGAACGGUUGGGUUGAAGAGAAGACGAAGCAAAAGAUUAAGAAUUUAAUUCCCGAGGGAGUGUUUAACUCGCGUACGAGACUGACUUUGGUGAAUGCAAUUUACUUCCAGGGUUUUUGGCAAAAUCAGUUUGAAACAGGGAGAACUUUUCCCCAGCAAUUCUUUGUCUCAAAAGAUGAAAAAGUGGAAGUGCAAAUGAUGCACUUAACAGAAAAAUUCAAGCAUAUUAAAGACGGAGGGGGGCUGGCCUGUCAAGUGCUUGAGUUGCCGUACCAAGAGAAGGAUCUUUCCAUGUUAAUUUUUCUACCCCAUGACACCUAUGGGCUGGCCAAGUUAGAAGAGAGCCUCACCCAUGAAAAAUUACAGAAGGCUUUUAAAUUUGUCUCAAAGUCACAACCUGAAAAAGUAGCGGUAUCCCUGCCAAGAUUUAAGCUGACCCAGCAGUUCCUUCUAAACGAGAUUCUAGCCAGAAUGGGAGUCACAGAUAUGUUCAGUGAAUUUAAAGCUGAUUUUUCAGGAAUUACAGCAGGGUCGGAGAGGAUCUAUGUGUCUCAUGUUAUUCAUAAGGCAUUUGUGGAAGUUAAUGAAAAAGGCACUGAGGCUGCUGCUGCAACAGCUGUGGUUAUGAUGUCCCGCAUGGCCAUUCCCAUCUUCAGUGUUGAUCACCCAUUUUUGUUCAUGGUUUGCCAUAAGAAGUCAAAUGCAAUUUUGUUUAUGGGUCGCAUGUUGAAUCCAGCAUCAAGCACUUAG
Molecule: messenger RNA, 2835 nt
Organism: Porites evermanni
Lineage: Eukaryota; Metazoa; Cnidaria; Anthozoa; Scleractinia; Poritidae
Source: the annotation of a GenBank genome assembly